Molecule: messenger RNA, 1362 nt
Organism: Poecilia reticulata (guppy)
Lineage: Eukaryota; Metazoa; Chordata; Actinopteri; Cyprinodontiformes; Poeciliidae
Product: CMP-N-acetylneuraminate-beta-galactosamide-alpha-2,3-sialyltransferase 1-like
Biological process (GO): sialylation
Cellular component (GO): membrane
Molecular function (GO): beta-galactoside (CMP) alpha-2,3-sialyltransferase activity
Source: RefSeq, a predicted model, not a curated record
UCUAUAGAAUCCAGUGAGCUCUCAUCCUAUGAAUGAUUUAGUUGCUGCUCAUUUGUAAAAUAUCAUCAGACGUUCUCCUUACAUCAGGUAUGGGGAAACUCUGACUGAGCUGGACUGAUUACAAUGACCGAAAUGCCUCACAAGUCCAAGAACUUGAUGUCCAGGAUGAAAUUGCAAACGAAGCUGUUCGCUUUUCUACUGGCUAUAACCUUCGCGGGAGUUCUCCUGAAGUCUGACUGGCCGCAGCUCAUACACCAAAGCUUGUGUGGCUGUUUUUCUAGAGACAUUCUGCCGUUCAUCCGUCGCGUCGAGCCUUUUCUGUCUGCGAACAACAACAUCUCUGAGGAAGCCUUCGUAUGGUGGACGCGCCUACAGGAUGAAAAACGUGACUUCAGUUAUUAUAAAGCGACAAUUAACAAGCUCUUUGAGAUAUUCCCGCCUAAUCCCACCUUUGGAAAACCGAGCACAGGCAGAAUCAGAACGUGUGCCGUAGUGGGGAAUUCUGUUAAUCUGAAAGGAUCGGGCUAUGGACGUCUGAUAGAUAUGAACGAUGCCAUCAUAAGAAUGAACUAUGCUGAAAUCCGAGGUUAUGAGGCUGAUGUUGGCACUAAAACAACUCAUCAUGUCAUGUAUCCAGAGAGUGCUGUGGAUUUAGAUGAUUCCACCCAUCUUGUGCUGUUUCCCUUCAAAAUACAAGAUAUUGAAUGGCUCAUCAAGGCCCGCACAACGGGAUUCUACAGCAGCAGAUCGUACGUGCAAGUAAAACCCAAAAUCCGAGCCAACAACGACUUGGUGAUGGUGAUCAGUCCAGCCUUCAUGAGGUAUGUUCACGAAGUCUGGCUGCGCAAGAAAAAGGCGUAUCCAUCCACCGGCUUUAUGGUUCUGGUUGCUGCUCUUCACGUUUGCGAUCAGGUCAAUGUGUUUGGAUUCGGAGCAGACAGUGAUGGAAAUUGGAGCCAUUACUUUGGAGAACUGAUAAACAAAAGUUUUAAAACGGGAGUGCAUCCAGGACAAGAGGAAUAUUCUGUUAUACAGCUGCUAGCUGACAAAAACUCAAUCAAAUUCUACAAAGGAAGGAACAAUAAGCCCAACUGACGUCAUCCUGGGUUAUGCCGGGUGCCAGAGUGGAACAUUCUAUUAAAACUAGCAGAAAUGAUUAAAUAUUGUCUACAUUUCUUUUUGAGGUAAACAGUAAAACCCUUAGCUUUACAUGGUCAUGAUUUGGUUGCAUUUUCCUGGAGCAAUACACAAGAUAUGUCUUAUUGUACAAACUGGCUACGCAGUUAGUAGAGCUGUUGUCUUGCAGCAAGAAGGUUCUGGGUUCGAUUCCCGGCCCUGGUCUUUCUGCAUGGAGUUUGCAUG